CAAAGCCUCUAUCAUCUAUAAACUUCUCCAAACAUUACAUACUUUCCUCUUGGCAAUUUCAAACCUGUCACAUCUAGAAGAGAAACAAUAAUCUGAUCUAGAAUAUAGCUUUCAAAGAAAUAAAGUUCCUUCCAUACACCAGCCUAGAAAAAGACCACACAAAACAGUUCUGGCCAACCUAAGUUCUUCUCAUGGGCUCUCUCUUCUCCCUCACAUUGAUAAUACUUUCAUGGGCAUCAUUACUCUCAUUGAAAGCUGAAGCUGAAGGGAUCAGAUCAGCUCGCCUUCUCGAUCUUCUCAUUAGGGACUACACAGUAAAGUCCUUUGACAGGCAUUGGAGAACAGGUGUUGUACACACUGUACGUUUACCUGCAAACUUCUCUGGCAUCAAAGUCGAUAUAGCAAGGUUUAGAUGUGGAAGUCUCCACAGAUAUGGUGCACUAGUUAAGGAAUUUCGUCUGGGAAGUGGUGUGACUGUGCAGCCUUGUGCAGAGAGAGUCAUGGUAGUUAGACAAAACUUGGGUUAUAAUUGGUCAUCCAUAUAUUAUGCAAACUACGAUCUAUCAGGUUACCAGCUUGUGUCACCUGUAUUAGGCCUCCUCGCUUAUAAUGUUGGUAGUGAUAUGAGUCCUGGUAGCCCUUUUCAGGUAGGAAUUUUUGCCAGGGAAAAUCCAAUUAAUAUAGAUUUCAGCAACAUUACAAAGGCAUCCAACAUGACAGGAAUCAGGCCAUUGUGUGCUAGUUUCGAAGGAGAUGGCAAAGUAACAUUCAAAAACCAAGUAUUACCCAACGUUUGUGUUGCAACCAGGCAUGGCCAUUUCGGUUUGGUCAUUGAGUCACCGCCAUUGAUGCCUGUGAGGAAGAAGAUUAGCAGAUGGAAAGUGGCGGUUGGAAGCUCAAUUGGAGCUGCGUUGGGUGCUUUCCUCUUGGCGUUGCUUUUGGUGGCAAUGUUUGUGAGGGUGAAGAAGAAAGCAAGAAUGGAGGAGUUGGAGAGGAGAGCAUAUGAAGAGGAAGCUCUUCAGGUUUCCAUGGUUGGACAUAUCAGGGCUCCAAUUGCAUCUGUUACUCGAACAACGCCAACAAUGGAACAUGAGACAACUCUGUUUUUCAAGGAUAUCUCUGUGCUUCAGAAUUUCAUUCUUUCUGAGCUCAAAUUGGAACAAACCGCAGAAUAUCAGAUUGUUAAUUGUUUAUUUGAAAUUUCGGGGGUGAAAAGAGUUGGUGGCCACCUCUACUUAUGUCGUGUAUGGGCCAUAGCAAUCCGUUGGCUUCCAUAUUAUAACACAGAACUGAAAUCUGAAUUAAGAAAUGCUAUCGUGCAAAACAAAAUAGGCAAUUAUUUCUCUCAGGAAAUUAAUCUCUGA
Molecule: messenger RNA, 1364 nt
Organism: Durio zibethinus
Lineage: Eukaryota; Viridiplantae; Streptophyta; Magnoliopsida; Malvales; Malvaceae
Source: RefSeq, a predicted model, not a curated record